AUGUCAAAGAAGAGGCGUUUUUUUGGGUUAUGGUGGAAGAAAUAUAGUUUGCCAUGCUUGGGGUAUACAUAUAUAUUCUUACUCUCGGGCACACUUCCCUUCGGCCCAGCACUAGCCAACCUUCGGAGUUUUGUGAUAAGUUGGUGGUCAAGAGAUGAGAAAACCCGUGCGGCUGACCGUGGACCUUCCCCCCCCCCUUUGGUGAUGGAGCCUCCGGGGGAGGAAGUAAAUAGUGAUGUCAUUUACUAUUCCGUACCCCAAAAGGAAAAGGAAGGGAAGGGAAAGAAGAAGAGGAAGAAAAAGGAAAGAAAUGGCAUCGAAUGGUAG
Microsporum canis CBS 113480 is the source of this 327-nucleotide messenger RNA. RefSeq lists its product as uncharacterized. The transcript has a single exon. The record is from RefSeq and is a predicted model, not a curated record. Bases 1 to 327 code for a protein of 108 amino acids. Lineage: Eukaryota; Fungi; Ascomycota; Eurotiomycetes; Onygenales; Arthrodermataceae.